This is a messenger RNA of Mya arenaria, 2323 nucleotides long. RefSeq lists its product as uncharacterized. The transcript has 4 exons. Gene Ontology annotation, cellular component: nucleoplasm; chromatin. Gene Ontology annotation, molecular function: ubiquitin-protein transferase activity; zinc ion binding. Gene Ontology annotation, biological process: positive regulation of DNA-templated transcription. The coding region runs from base 53 to 1870 and encodes 605 amino acids. The record is from RefSeq and is a predicted model, not a curated record. Lineage: Eukaryota; Metazoa; Mollusca; Bivalvia; Myida; Myidae.
AUAUUGUUGACGUUCUCUUUACUCAUAACUUUGGAGGAAAGAUACCCGGGCUAUGGAGGUUCCAUGGAAGAAACUGCACGCAGGGCCAUCUGCAGAGGACACAACAUACUGCCAGCCCUGUGAACAAGAUGACGAAAUCUUCCCUGCUGAGGUUUACUGUACCGUCUGCAAAGAGUUUUUCUGCUCUAAAUGCGCAAGUCUCCAUAGGAAACAGAAAAUGUCCAGAUCUCCCUUUCUUCUUGACAAAUCAAAUAUGCCUACAUCUAUCGGUGGCCUGGAAAUUGAAUAUGAAUGCACUGUGCCUUGUGAUAUCCAUCCAGAAGAGUCUAUCAAAUAUUUGUGCAGUACCCAUCAGACCUUGAUUUGUGGACACUGUGCAGUACAGAACCAUCGUUCGUGUCAUGCUGAUGUCAUAUCAGAUAUAUCGAAUGCCUUCAAAGAUGGUCAAGAGUAUGGGGAUGUCAUAAAAACAAUUGCCAGGUUAUUUGAAGACAUUGAUUUAUGUGCGUCUUAUGUGGAGAAAAACGUUAAUGCUGUAGCAAAGUUAGGUGUAAAUGCAGUGUACAAGCUGAGAAGAUAUCGAGAGGAAGUUAACAAGUGUUUUGAUGAAAGAGAACAAGCACUGUUAAAGCUUAUAGAACAGACGAAAAGCAUGUAUGAAGAACGACUAGAGUCUCUGAAACCGAAAUAUACAAACCUUAAGUCCAAGCUACAAGAAAUUAAUGUUAAACUUGGAGCACAGGAAAAUAACAUGAUACAGUUGUUUAUUGAGACCAAAACAGCUAGGAAGCUAUUAGAGGGUCUGCAGAAUGACCUUGCUGACAUUAAAAGGGAAAACGUAUUUCACCACUACGAAUUCAGAAAGGAUCAAACCACAGAGCGCCUUAUUGCAUCUGGCACAGGUCUUGGUACUUUAGAAAACAUUCUGACUGAACCGCACAAGAUAGCAUCCGCAUCAGCAGAGAGGGACCACAGCAAAAUAGAACUUAGAGUUCAGGGGGAUGGCCCAAGGGAAAACAUGACAAUUUCCGAACCUACAGUGAGGAAGGCCAUUCGGGAUUUGACAAAACUACGCUUAACACCAGCUGUGGACAUCCCAGUCAGUUCUCCAACUGACGACGUGAUCUGUCACCUGUCAGGCAUUCUCCACCUUGCUGGGUCCAGACUGCUGCUAGCUGACUUUCAUAACAAAAAUGUCAAGUUGGUGGACAUGCAGACCAACAACCUGGUGUCCCAGAUCAGUCUACCAGGUUGUCCGUGGGACAUAUGUCUUCUACCCGGGGACAGCGUUGCUGUUACUUUGGCCACUAACGGUAUUCAGUUCCUGGAGACUGGAGGACAACUCGCUCUUGGCGACCAUAUCGAAUUGGAUGGUGAGUGUCGAGGUAUUGCUUACCAUGAAGAGAGUUUGAUAGUGUCCUUCUAUAAUGAAAAGGUAAAGGUACUGGACAUGAAUGGGCAUGUUAUAAGACAAUUAGAAAGGGAUAUCAGUGGAAAGGAACUGUUCAAAUGUGCUGCUUACUUAACAGUGAUGUGUGAAGGUCCGACUGCUUUCAUCUACGUAUCAGAUAGGAUCAGGAACACAGUCACAAAACUUGACAUGAACCUGAACAUCAUCAAGACCUUCCAGGACCCUGCAUUGAAAAGCCCAACAAGCAUCUCGGCACUCGGGGACCAACUAUUAGUAUGUGGUUAUGGAAGUAACGCCAUUAUGAUACUUGAUUUGUCCACUGGUCAAAUGACACAACUGAUCGGGAAGAAGGAGGGGAUACGAAAUCCAAUGUUUGCCUACUACUCUCGGCAACAGAGCAAACUUCUUGUUACGGAAUUCUUGAACAAUAAAAUAAAGGUGUACAAUAUAAUCGAAUAAUGCAGCCAAUGGGGUGAAAUAGUUCGAAACAUCAACUUAACGUUUACUUACCAUUCGCAUUCUAGCUGUGGCAUUCUAAUGAGAAUGUUACGUGAACCACUAUAGGAAACGAUUUUUCAAGAUGUUAUUUGUAUAGAACACAUACUCGUUAUAGUCCUUAGUAAAGAACAUGUACUCAAUAGGAUUUAAUGAUUUUGCUUUAUUCGCAUUCAAAGUGCGUACAAAUCCAAAGAUAUUUUUAUAUUUCAUCGUAAAAAUAGCAUAACUUUUCUGCCAGAAAGAAUAUUACUUGAUGUGUAAUAUACGUACAUUUAUUUAAGUUGCAAUUACCUAUCUGUAUUAUCAGUUUAUUGUUUUAUUAUUCUAAUUUGGGUUGGAAGCCAUUGCGUGGGUUUAUCAUCUGUUCAAUUAUCCAAAGAUGAACCAUUACAUUCAAUAUAUGAUAAUGUAUCA